Diceros bicornis minor is the source of this 501-nucleotide messenger RNA. Its product is annotated as C-X-C motif chemokine 17-like. Bases 110 to 448 code for a protein of 112 amino acids. The record is from RefSeq and is a predicted model, not a curated record. The transcript is spliced from 4 exons. Gene Ontology annotation, biological process: positive regulation of macrophage chemotaxis; negative regulation of inflammatory response; macrophage chemotaxis. Lineage: Eukaryota; Metazoa; Chordata; Mammalia; Perissodactyla; Rhinocerotidae.
ACCACCAAGCCAAGUACCGAGGCCUGAGCCAUGUCAAGAAGUGGGCAGCCUCGAACUGGGAACCUUCCACACAGUCUUCAAGCAACUUAGAGCAGCACCAACAGUCACCAUGAAAGUUCUAAUCUCUUCCCUCCUUCUGUUACUGCCAAUAAUGCUGAUGUCUGUGGUCUCUAGCAGCCCAAACCCAGGUAAGGGUCACAAGAGCCAUAGGGACCAAUGCCAGGCUUUUGGGAGGUGGCUCCAGGCAGGUGGCCAAGAUUGUGAGUGCAAAGAUUGGUUCCUGAGAGCCCCUAAAAGAAAACUCAUGACAGUGCCUGGCCUCCCAAAGAAUCAGUGUCCCUGUGAUCAUUUCAAGGGCAAUGUGAAGAAAACCAGGCACCAAAGGAACCACAGGAAGUCAAACAAGCACUCCAGAGGCUGCCAGCAUUUCUCAAACGAUGUCAGCUAGCAAGCUUUGCUCUGCCUUUAUAGGAGCUUUUAGCCCACUCUCCCAAUGAAACA